Messenger RNA from Iphiclides podalirius (scarce swallowtail), 690 nucleotides. The record is from the annotation of a GenBank genome assembly. NCBI's taxonomy places the organism in Eukaryota, Metazoa, Arthropoda, Insecta, Lepidoptera, Papilionidae.
AUGACGUUCUUGGUUACUAACAAUAAAAGUGAUGAUCGAGUGAUAUUCUCCCAAGAAGAGCUAAGCAGAUAUAAUGGAAUUAUACAUGAAAGGCUAUAUUUAGCCGUACUAGGUCAUGUGUUUGAUGUGACGGAUGGUGACAAACAUUAUAAACCAGGCUCUAGUUAUAAUUAUUUCAUUGGAAAAGAUGGGUCAAGGGCUCUUGUUACAGGAAACUUUAAAGAUGAGAGUCAUUUAAAGGACCAUGUUAUAGAUUUACCAUGCAAUGACUUAUUGACAUUGGUAAAUUGGCAGCAAACCUAUAGAAAAAAAUAUAAAUUUUUAGGAUUAUUAGAAGGAAGAUUUUAUGAUACCCAGGGUGAAGAAACUAAAUACUUAAAGAAAGUUAAAUCGAAAUUAAAAGAUUGUAGAGAAGAUGAAAUAAAUGCUGAGAAAGAAAAUCAAAAGUAUCCUCCUUGCAACGCCAUGUGGAAUGAGGAUGAAACUUCUCGUGUUUGGUGUACAAAAUCAAGUGGCGGUAUUACUAGAGACUGGGUUGGUGUGCCAAGGCUACUGUUUACUCCUGGGGAAGAGUACCCUCGUUGUGUGUGUGUCAAUCUUGGUAAUGAAAAUAGUAGUACAAAUCUUCUAAAGUUAUAUGAUAACUGCCCUCAAAGUUCAACAUCUUGUCCUCCAAUUGAAAAUCAAACA